Ricinus communis (castor bean) is the source of this 1033-nucleotide messenger RNA. Its product is annotated as ubiquitin. Gene Ontology annotation, molecular function: protein tag activity; ubiquitin protein ligase binding. Lineage: Eukaryota; Viridiplantae; Streptophyta; Magnoliopsida; Malpighiales; Euphorbiaceae. Gene Ontology annotation, cellular component: nucleus; cytoplasm. Gene Ontology annotation, biological process: regulation of proteolysis; modification-dependent protein catabolic process; protein neddylation. The record is from RefSeq and is a predicted model, not a curated record.
UCCGACUAGCAGAUGGGAAUCCGAAAACCAACCUGAAAAAUUUCGUCCAUAAAUAGGCCUGAGGAUCAGUUCACUCCAACAAUCCUCGCCAUUAUUAAUCAGUUAAUAGCUUCAACAAACUCCAAUCUCCCUCGAGCCAAAAAGCUAAGACAUGCAGAUAUUCGUGAAGACCCUCACCGGUAAGACCGUCACUCUGGAGGUGUCGAGCAGCGAUACCAUCCUCAGCGUCAAAGCCAAGAUCAAUGGCAAGGAAAGGAAGCCUCUUUCUCCUGAUCAACUGAGAUUAAUAUUCGGUGGUAAAGAAAUGCAAGAUGCUCGAACUCUUGCUGACUACAACGUCCAAAAAGGGUCGACUCUUCAUCUCGUGUUAAGACUCAGGGGAGGAACUAUCCUUGAAGUGAAGACCCUGACAGGAAAGAAAAUCGAUGAUGAUUUUCAGCUUGUAACUGAACCGUUAAUCGCAAGCAGGAAGGAAUCCGGUAAACAGCUUGGAGAUGACAGACCAACAAGGGACUAUGAUAUUGAAGGUGGGUCUGUGAUUCAUCUUGUGCUUGCCCUGAAGGGUGGCAGUUUUUAAUUAUAAUAGGAAACUCUAUAUUGUUUUAUAUUCGAUAUUUUGUUUCAAAUUACUGCAAAUUAAUGGACAUAUUAAUACUGUUAUUUUGUUUGGACAAGCACAAGGAUAUAACUGGGAACAUGCAUGUAAUUCUUAAUCAUCUUUCUUUUCUUUUUUAUUUUUCUUUUUGCAAAUUUACUCAUAUUUUCAUUAGCAUGCUGUAAAGAUGAAACUCUGCAAUAUAAUGCUUUAUUUUUAUAUAUUUUUUGUUAUUCUUUUUCGUGAGGUAGUCUGUUCAAGUAUGUGAAUAAAAAUCUCAAAAUUUUAUUAUCGUAAAUCUCCAUUACAUUUCCUUCCUUUUAUCUGCAAUUUUGGGCUUGAAGGCCAUUAGAAUUCACAGAAUUAUCCAAAAUCCACGCAUAUUAAGCAGGAAAGAGGUUUUGCCUGACCAUCCAAUCAAUUUAUUAAAUUGAUUGG